Messenger RNA from Microthlaspi erraticum, 834 nucleotides. NCBI's taxonomy places the organism in Eukaryota, Viridiplantae, Streptophyta, Magnoliopsida, Brassicales, Brassicaceae. The record is from the annotation of a GenBank genome assembly.
AUGGAAGAGACUAAAAAAGCUGCUCUUGUACCUCUCAACCCAAAAGCUCCGGAAUUCUAUCCUAAAUCCGGAGCUAAGAAAAUCUCACCGCCGUGUCAUGGAAAACCCAAAUUUCGCUAUCCUCCUCCUCCUCGUCCUGUGUUCUUUCGCUGUUACAAGAGCUACAAGAAGCCAUCCAAAGCUCUCAAUGCUAAGCUGGAAAAACCCAGACAGCCUUACCGGUUUAUGUUUUGUAACCGGAAAUGUCCUCCUCCACCGAGAUGUCUUCCACCGAGACUGUUGAAGCAGAAGGGUUGGGUUCCCAAGAAUCGAAGCUUCCCACCGGCGAACACUGUUCCUCCUCCUCCUCCUCCGGAAGAAGUUCAAACCGAACCUCUUUUUGGUGACAAAACAUCUCUGAUGAUUCGAAACAUUCCAAACAAUUUCGAACGAAGCGAGCUUCUGAGGAUUUUAGAUAUUCAUUGUUGGAAAGAGAACAAAGAUGCUGAUUUCAGACAAAUCCUAUCUUCCUACGACUUUCUUUAUCUGCCUAUGGAUUUCGUGAAACACGCUAAUUUGGGCUACGCUUUUGUUAACUUCACGAGCUCGGUUGCAGCUGAGAAAUUUCGUAGGGAGUUCGAUAAUUGCGUUUGGACCAACUCUGGCUACAAUAAGAUUUGCGAAAUCACUGUUGCUAAGUGUCAGGGGAAAGAAGAGUUGAGUCAACGUUUCAAGAACUCGACAUUCCCCUGCCACACGGACGAGUAUCUUCCGGUGGCUCUCUCGCCACCGAGUGAUGGUUUCACCGGUUACUGCCUCACGACGCUCGGACACAGGUGGGAGCGUCGUCGCUAG